Culicoides brevitarsis is the source of this 1863-nucleotide messenger RNA. RefSeq lists its product as uncharacterized. Bases 105 to 1805 code for a protein of 566 amino acids. The transcript has 3 exons. The record is from RefSeq and is a predicted model, not a curated record. Lineage: Eukaryota; Metazoa; Arthropoda; Insecta; Diptera; Ceratopogonidae.
AGCCAUAAUUAUCAAUUGGACGAGAGGGUGGCGUCGUCUUGUGUGGAAAAAAGUAAAGUUGUAAAACAUUUAAACUUUUUGUUUUAUUAAAUACUUUAACAACAAUGGUACAUAAAGACUCACAAUCAACAACGCUUUUAAUGCAGUGUGAAAGUGAAGAUUUGUCUUUGCAACAGAAAGCUGCAUAUGAAAAGGCUGUUGAAAAUUACGAAGAAAUGCGGAAUUCGUUGAAUGAUUUCUUUGUGAAAAAUGGAGUUGAAAAAAUUUACACCGGUAACAUGUUUACCGCUUACCAAAUUGUAGGUGCUACUCCAGAUCAUGAUUUAGCUUUUGCAAAAGAAUUAACAUCAUUGGUCUCCGUACCACCGAAACCCAAAUUACCAAAGGGUUACAAAAAACAUUCGGAAACUCCCCCACAAGAAGAAGAAGAUGACGAUGAUGAUUAUGUCCCACUUUCAAAAAGACUCAAACAAAAGCACAAAGAAAAGUCAAAAAGUGUUAGCAAAUCAAAAUCACAAUCGAACGUCAGGCCUUCAGAAAAUUCUGCAAUCGGUGGAUUGCAAAUUGGUGUGGGUGAUUUAAAGAAAAAAGAGCCUUCAGCAAUAGUUGAUCUGACAAAAGAUGAUAACAAUCCCAAACCAACAGCAGAUAGUCGGGAAGUAACGUUUAGUAAAUUACAAGGAAAAACUUUUCCAUCGUUGGUAGUAGUUGCACGCCCCUCUUUACGUUCAAAAGAUGGAUCUUUGAACACGGAUCGACCACAAUUAGAUGCAAAAGUUAAAACAGUAUUGAUGCACACACCUAAUAAAUUUACGGAAUGGUUGAUUCAACAGGGUCUUGUAAAAUCUGAACAAACUUGUAAUAUUCAUUCAGGACAGUCCCUAAAAUUGGGAAUGUAUUCAGAUGCCACUAAAUUCCCGUAUUCAGGUGGAUAUGUAUGGAUAUCGGAAUGUUGUCCAAACCGUUUUGUUUCUGUGUUUAACGGAUCUAUAUUUGAAGGAGCUCCUCAUCCUCCAUCCGUUUUGCUAAAACUUUUGUAUCAUUGGACUUGCCAAACGAAUGUACAGAAUGUUAUUCAAUGGGUGAAAGUUGACAACUUGUACGUGAAGAGCUUUUAUACCUGGAUAAGAGCAGUUUGUACGGUGGCGUUACACAAACAUGGAAAAAUAUUGUUAGGAGGCUCGGGGAAAAAAAUUGAAGUUGGUGUUAUUAGUUUAGGAACUACAACUCAAGAUGGACAGCAACGUCAAGUAAAAGUAGAAGUACUUGGAGUAUUAGAUCCAGAAACAAAACAAUUACGAUUAAGAGCAAUCGAGCCACUUACUGACGGUGAAAGAAAUUACAAAAAAAGAUUUGCAAAAAUUUUGGAGCCAUUAACGAGUUGGGUCAACAAAGAGAGUACUAUAUUGACAGAUUUAACUGUAGAUAAAGGUACAUUGAAUGGCAUGGGUUACAAAUAUGUAACGCAAAUUUCACCUACCGAAGCAAAUUCUAGGAACAGCAAUGCAAAUAUUAUGGACUAUUUAAGACGAAUUGUUCCACGCAUGUUUCAGAAUACACUGUCAUUGCUUUCGCGUCAAAUAAUUCAAUCAUUCUUAGAUGAACUAGUUUACCGCGAAUGGUUUGGUACUACACAGGGACAAGCUUUUGAUAAUAUUGUGUUACAUUUAUCCGAACAAACGAGAUUUGAUUCAAAAGAAAAUUUAAUAACCCGUCUUAAUAAAGUAUCUUCGAAUCCAUUUAAGGACUACAGUGGUUUCGCAGUUGCAUCGGGAGGAGCCAAGCGAAUGAGCAAACGACGUUAAUUGUCAAAACUUUUUUCUGAAGAUAAUAAAUGAUUAGUAAUAUUUAUACAUGCAGAUA